Messenger RNA from Ectocarpus sp. CCAP 1310/34, 1176 nucleotides. The record is from the annotation of a GenBank genome assembly. NCBI's taxonomy places the organism in Eukaryota, Phaeophyceae, Ectocarpales, Ectocarpaceae.
UCCGCGGUGGGACUCACAAGUGUGUUUCGUUCUCGGCUCCUUCGGAGAGUCGCUGCUCGAGACCUGAGUUUCCACGCACGCCAGUACUCCGUGCUGUAAAUCGGACCGUCCACGAGCGGUGGACAAAAAUUACUUCCUUUGCCUCCUCUUCCUGUUUGUGGUUUGGAAGUUUCUUCUGGCGGUGGUGGGACUCGGCCGUGCUCUCGUUUGUACUGUUGUAGCUGCAACGUUCGCCGGAUCUUGGCAGCAUGUUCCCGCGCUGCUGCAACUACGCCAUCCUGCUGGGAACCAGACCGCAGACAACAGGCGCGCGGGAUCCAGAUCAGUCACACCACAUUGGUGCUUUCUUUCCACCUCCACCGGCCACCAGGACCAUCGUGAUCCCCCACCUAUCUGAGAACGCACAUCAUUGGCAACCCAAGGCACACGUGAGGGCCUGCUUCGCUGGACUUGGCGCGCUCAAGACAGAAAACUGUAUCUAAUUUGAAGAAAGGUCAUUCCAAAGGGCUUCUGUCGCUCCUGACUCUUCGUCACAGAUACGACACUGCUGUACAGAAGACGGUCGGUACAUUGCGUAAAAACCCGUGCGUGAGUCAGAGAGGUCCUGUUGCUGUUCUUGUAUUCCUGCUGCUGCUGGUAGGUGGCGUUAGUGGCCGUAGGCUGGUCGCCGACAUGAUUGAGCCAGCCCUACGCUGGCCACUGGCCUUGGUAGCGGCAGCGAUUGUUGUGCUCGGGUCGUGGAGGUACUCUGGCGGCAAGCCCAUGUCGCUCCCCGGCGACAUCCGGUACGAGAGCGAGGAAAUUAGCGUGUACUUUCCCUGGGUGUCAUGUAUCCUGUUGUCGGUGUUCGGCAACAUUUUGUUGCGCGCGUGGCAGGGAGGGGGUGGUGUAGGGCGUGUGCUGAACGGUGGAGCAACGGGCCACCGUCCAUAGAGGCUCAACCCGUCGAGCUCGCAUCCUAGAAUGUUGUAGCGACCUCUGAUGAGCGUAGGUCGUGCCAUGUAGGUUUCGUCUCAGCAAACGGCUGGAUCUCAACGGUUAGAUCCAUUCGUCAUCAUGUGAAAGCGUUGCUCGUUGUACCCUUGGUUGAGGAUUUUACAAGGUUCAGUAUACCAUUGAUGAAGUCGGCGUCCACCCUUCCGGCGGCACACAUCCGCGGGCCUGAUGAGCAGACAA